GUAUUGCGACUGCAACUGUCGCGAAUAUAAACAUUUUUCAUUAAGCCGUAUACCUGUGUGCGCCAGAGGGACACGUGAAGAGUAAAACUCGGACUUCAAACUUGAAUUCUCUCCUUCAGGUUCAAUGUCGUUGAGGUUUUAGAGGGUCGGACGUCGACGCGAUGUUGUAUCUUAUCGGCUUGGGGCUCGGAGACGCCACCGACAUCACAGUUAAAGGACUGCAGGCGGUGAGGAGCUGCUCCCGGGUUUACUUGGAGGCCUACACCUCCAUCCUGACCGUGGGGAAGGAGGCUCUGGAGGAGUACUAUGGGAAGCAGCUGAUCCUGGCAGACAGGGAUCUGGUCGAACAGGGAGCUGAUGAAAUCCUGAAGGACGCAGAUGUGACUGACGUGGCCUUUCUGGUGGUGGGCGACCCGUUCGGAGCCACCACCCACAGCGACCUUGUCCUGAGAGCAGUGAAUGCUGGGAUACCGUACAAAGUCGUCCACAACGCCUCCAUCAUGAACGCGGUGGGCUGCUGCGGGCUGCAGUUGUAUAACUUCGGCGAGACGGUGUCUGUGGUGUUCUGGACGGAAACGUGGAAACCUGAGAGCUUCUACGAUAAAAUCAGUAAAAACCGAGCGGCCGGACUGCACACGCUCUGUCUGCUGGAUAUCAAAGUCAAAGAGCAGAGCAUCGAGAACAUGAUGAGAGGGAGGAAGAUUUACGAGCCUCCUCGCUUCAUGACCGUCAGCCAGGCUGCGGAUCAGCUGAUGCAGAUCAUCCACAGGAGGAGGGAAGAGGGGGAGGAGUUAGGUAUGACGGAGGACACGGUGUGUGUGGGCGUGGCCCGGCUCGGCUCAGACGACCAGAAAAUCCGGACAGGAACUCUACGCCAGCUCGUGUCAUGUGACUUGGGUGGGCCGCUGCAUUCGCUGGUCGUCACUAGUCGACUCCACCCGCUGGAAGUGGACAUGCUGCGGGUGAACGCAGAGCCGGGCGCUCUGGAACACUUGCAGAUGAUCGACAGCUCCACAUACACAUCCUGACACCGGUUUGUCUGAAGGACUCUAAGACGCUCCGUUUACACACAAAUCAAAACGUUUUUUUGACCAUGUCAUAAAAUCCAUCCAUCUUCUGAACUCGAUGAAUCCCUUUUGGUGCUCAUGGAGAUCCUGGAGCCAACCCCACUACUGUUGGGAUAGGCUCCAGCAACCCCAUGCACUCAGAAAAGGCCAUGAAAUAAAGUAUUUUGACCAUUUAAAAAACCUCAGUUGCCUUUUAAAUUUCUUUAAUUUGCAUUCUUCUUGUAUUGACAUUUUUAAACGGUUGUAAGGUUGAAGUCAUGUGACCCUUUUCUCUGAUAUCUGUAGAUGUAAACACAAACCCCGCCUUUACGAUAAGACGGACAUCAAUCACUCCGCUCAAAGGAACAGAAUUAUUUAUUACAGUAAAAAUAAAAAAAUGAUCCCGUGGACGGGUCACAUGGUUUGGUCACAUGUAUGGCACAGUAAAAACAGGGCUUUACUCUGGACCCCGCAGCGGGCCGCAGCAGUGGUGGGAGGAGCUCAGAUUGUCUCCGAUUCACAAUGAAGGCACUUACCCAGAAUACUUUGUGUCAGAUAACAAAGUACAGGCGGUGGGGAGAGCCCGAUGCCCAGCAACCCAGAAAGUUACAUCAUUAAAAACCAAAAGACAAAUGGGUCGGGGCUGUUUGACUUCAUCAGUUCCGUGUGCGCGCCCCCCCCUCCGCGUCUGCCCUGCAGUGGCUGUGCAGUGACUGUUGGGGGCGUUUAAAGUUCACUUGCAGCAGCAGACUGAUUGGUCCCAGGCCAGUAGGCGGAGCC
Molecule: messenger RNA, 1826 nt
Organism: Oryzias melastigma (Indian medaka)
Lineage: Eukaryota; Metazoa; Chordata; Actinopteri; Beloniformes; Adrianichthyidae
Gene: dph5
Product: diphthamide biosynthesis 5
Exons: 7
Coding region: 162-1028 (288 amino acids)
Biological process (GO): protein histidyl modification to diphthamide
Molecular function (GO): diphthine synthase activity
Source: RefSeq, a predicted model, not a curated record